Oxyura jamaicensis (ruddy duck) is the source of this 4148-nucleotide messenger RNA. It is a transcript of the gene PHKB, whose product is annotated as phosphorylase kinase regulatory subunit beta. Bases 182 to 3460 code for a protein of 1092 amino acids. The record is from RefSeq and is a predicted model, not a curated record. Gene Ontology annotation, biological process: glycogen metabolic process. Gene Ontology annotation, molecular function: calmodulin binding. Gene Ontology annotation, cellular component: phosphorylase kinase complex. The transcript has 33 exons. NCBI's taxonomy places the organism in Eukaryota, Metazoa, Chordata, Aves, Anseriformes, Anatidae.
GGCCGCCGCGGGUAACGGGGAGCCGGGCCGGGGGGAGCGGAGCGCGGCGCAGCGGGAUGGCGGCGGCCGCGGCGGCGGCGGCCCACAUGGCCGAUGUCAGCUGGAAGAUGCUGGAGCUGCGGGCUCGCUCGAAGCGCUCAGCUUAGCCUGAGACGUUUGUGAUUAGCUGCACCAAUUUGAAAUGGCCAAUUUGGAUGAUGACAGAACCUCAUCUGCGCAUGCUUUUUUAAAAUUUGAGGGUCACAGAUUGUCUGGUUCCAUUUAUGAGCCCCUUAAAAGUAUUAACCUUCCAAAACCAGAGGGGGGAAGUCUGUGGGAUAAAUUAGAUCAUUAUUACAGAAUUGUUAAGGCAACGUUGCUACUUCAUCAAAGCCCAACCACAGGUCUGUUUCCUACGAAGACAUAUGGGGAUAACCGAAAGGCAAAAGUGCAUGACAAUCUUUACUGUGCUGCAUGUUCCUGGGCGUUGGCUCUUGCUUACAGGCGUAUUGAUGAUGACAAGGGAAGAACUCAUGAACUGGAGCAUUCUGCUAUAAAGUGUAUGAGAGGAAUUCUCUACUGCUACAUGCGUCAGGCCGAUAAGGUUCAGCAGUUUAAGCAAGACCCCAAACCAUCUGAAUGUCUUCAUUCUGUUUUCAGUGCACAUACUGGAGAUGAGGUCUUCUCAGCUAAGGAAUAUGGUCAUCUUCAGAUAAACGCUGUGUCAUUAUUUCUUCUCUAUUUGGUUGAGAUGAUCUCUUCGGGGCUGCAGAUUAUCUACAACACAGACGAGGUGUCCUUCAUUCAAAAUCUUGUAUUCUGUGUGGAAAGAGCCUACCGUGUACCUGAUUUUGGUGUUUGGGAAAGAGGAAGUAAAUACAACAAUGGCAGUCCAGAGCUGCAUUCAAGCUCUGUGGGGUUGGCAAAAGCAGCUUUAGAAGCAAUUAAUGGCUUCAAUCUCUUUGGAAAUCAGGGCUGCUCCUGGUCUGUUAUAUUUGUGGAUUUUGAUGCUCAUAACCGUAACAGACAGACUCUGUGUUCAUUGCUACCCCGAGAGUCAAGGUCUCAUAAUACUGAUGCAGCUCUUCUGCCCUGUCUCAGUUAUCCUGCAUUUGCUUUGGAUGAUGAGGUUUUGUUCAAUCAAACACUAGAUAAAAUUAUUAGAAAAUUAAAAGGAAAAUAUGGGUUUAAAAGAUUCCUGAGAGAUGGAUACAGAACAGCACUGGAGGAUAAAACACGGCGCUAUUAUAAACCAGCAGAAAUAAAGCUUUUUGAUGGCAUUGAAUGUGAAUUCCCUCUGUUCUUUAUUUUCAUGAUAAUUGAUGGCGUUUUUAGAGGAAAUUUUGCACAAGUAAAGGAAUAUCAGGAUCUUCUGGAUCCUUUGCUUCAACAUACAUCUGAAGGGUGUCCUGUUGUACCCAAGUAUUACUAUGUGCCAGCUGAUUUUGUUGAACUGGAAAAGAAGAAUCCUGGCAGUCAGAAACGAUUUCCUAGUAACAGUGGACGUGAUGGAAAGUUUUUCUUGUGGGGGCAGGCAGUUUACAUCAUUGCAAAGCUCCUGGCUGACAAAUUAGUAAGUCCGAAAGAUAUUGAUCCCAUCGGACGUUAUGUACCUCCACAAGAUCAGCGGAAUGUUAGCAUGAGAUUUUCAAACCAGGGUCCUUUAGAAAAUGAUUUGGUAGUGCAUGUGGCCCUCAUAGCAGAAAGUCAACGCCUACAGGUUUUUCUGAACACAUAUGGAAUCCAAACUCAGACUCCCCAGCAGGUGGAACCAAUUCAGAUAUGGGCUCAAAAAGAACUUGUCAAAGCUUACUUCCAUCUGGGAGUCAAUGAUAAACUGGGAUUAUCCGGAAGACCGGACAGGCCUAUAGGAUGCCUUGGAACGUCAAAGAUUUAUCGAAUACUAGGAAAGACCGUAGUUUGCUACUCGAUCAUUUUUGAUCUAAGUGAUUUCUACAUGUCUCAGGAUGUUAUGAUGCUGAUUGAUGACAUUAAGAAUGCGCUGCAGUUCAUUAAGCAGUACUGGAAAAUGCAUGGUCGCCCACUGUUUGUUGUACUUAUCCGUGAAGACAAUAUAAGAGGGAGCAGAUUCAAUCCCAUAUUAGAUAUGUUGGCAGCCUUUAAAAAGGGGAUUGUUGGAGGAGUGAAAGUUCAUGUUGACAGAGUACAGACGUUGAUAUCUGGAGCAGUUGUUGAGCAACUUGACUUCCUAAGGAUCACUGAAACAGAAGAGGUUCCUGUGUUUAAGAGUUUGGAGGAGCUGGAUCUUCCAAAACAUUCAAAGGUCAAGAGACAGUCUAGUACUCCAAAUGUUUCUGAACUUGAGCAGCAACCAGACGUAAAUAUUAAUGACUGGAAAAACAAGUCAACAUACGAGAUUCUGCAGAAACUUAAUGACUGCAAUUGCCUUGCAAGUCAAGCAUUACUUUCAAGUAUAUUGCUUAAAAGGGAAGGACCGAAUUUUAUCACUAAGGAAGGUACUGUUCGUGAACAUAUUGAAAGAAUCUAUAGACGAGCUGGCAGCAAAAAACUCUGGUUGGUGUUGCGCUACAGUGCUGCAUUUGCACAGAAAUUUUCUUCUUCUAUAGCCCCACAUAUUACUACUUUACUGGUACAUGGGAAACAGGUGACACUUGGAGCUUUUGGCCAAGAGGAAGAAGUCAUUUCUAAUCCCUUAUCCCCAGCAGUCAUUAAGAACAUCAUCUAUGAAAAAUGUCAUUUACAAGAUGAAAGAGAAGCUGUGGUUCAGCAGGAACUUGUCAUCCAUAUUGGUUGGAUCAUCUCCAAUUCACCUGAACUUUUCAGUGGCAUGCUGAAGAUACGAAUUGGAUGGAUUAUCCAUGCUAUGAAGUAUGAAUUGAAAUUCCGUGCCGGAGAUAUGCCAGCCAAGGACCUGUACCAGAUGUCCCCUAGUGAAGUGAAGCAGCUUUUGCUGGAUAUUCUUCAACCACAGCAGCAGGGGAGAGGCUGGCUUAACAGACGACAAAUAGACGGUUCUCUGAAUCGAACUCCUGCUGGAUUCUAUGACAGGGUGUGGCAGAUCUUGGAGAGAACUCCUAAUGGUUUAAUAGUAGCAGGGAAAUUUUUACCACAGCAACCAACUCUAUCGGAUAUGACGAUGUACGAAAUGAAUUUUUCCCUCCUUGUGGAAGAUAUGCUGCAAAACAUUGACCAGCCAGAAUACAGGCAAAUUAUUGUAGAGUUGUUGAUGGUCAUAUCUGUUAUUUUGGAGAGAAAUCCAGAGUUAGAGUUCCAGGACAAAGUGGACUUGGACAAAGUGGUGCAAGAAGCAUUUCGUGACUUUCAGAAAGAUCACAACAGGUCAAAGGGAGCUGAGAAACAAGAUGACAUGACUGCCUUCUAUAACACUCACCCAGUCGGAAAAAAGGGAACAUGCAGCUACUUGAGUAAGGCUGUGAUCACCUUAUUGCUAGAAGGGGAAGUGAAGUCAAGCAAUGAUGAUCCUUGUACUGUUAGCUAAAGCUUCAUAUACAGCAUAGGAGUUGCUGCAUUAUAUAGGGUUCUAUGUAUUUUGCAUGCACGUAUUAAAACACUGUUUUGAAGAGUAACCCUGGCUAGGAAUACAAAUACGUAUACCAUCCUUUGCUAAAAAAGUGCCAUUAAAGACACAAAGUGCACCUUAAUUUUCCUUUCUCAACUAUGCAGCAUGAUACUGAAAGCACAUGAAGUUAGUCCUGUGAUAUCUUAAUUAAGUAGAAUGGUGUUGUACCUCUGAUAUUAAAUUUAUGCAUUUACCAUAACUGGUAUCUUAGAGAAACACAGUGUAAGAUUCUGUCCUUAUACCUCUUAUUUAUUUAUAAUUACAAACAAGUUUAUUGUAAAUUCUAAAUUAAAUUCAGAAAAUACUAUAGUUAACUAAUGCAUACCAAGCUGUGGAAAUGUGGAACCUAGAUAUUUUUUUUUUGAUUUUGGACACAAAAUAGAAGCAAGUAAAAUAAUAAAGUUGUUAUUCUUGGAAAAAAAAAAAUCAGUUCAAUUAACAGCAGGCAUUUAGUUGUUUGGGUUUUAAUUUACCACUUGAUACACAGGUUUCAUUGCAAGAGAAUGGCUUUUUUUAAGCUCUAGCAAUAAACAUCACUGUAGUUUCCCAGUUUACUUACCUGUAUAAAGGGAAACACAUGAUAACAACAUAAAUAGUUUUUAUAAAA